AUGAAGGGUUUCUCGUAUGCAUUCGCGGUCCUCUCCGCGGCCUCUUUCGCUGCUGGACACAUGGAGAUGGUGUAUCCCCCACCUCUGCAAUCGCGUCACAACAAAUUCUCUACCGACAUAAAUUACGACAUAAAGAGUCCCAUGAAGUCGGACGGCAGCAACUUCCCCUGCGGCGGCGCCCUGAAGGUUCUCAAUUCUCCUCAGGGCAAGCCCGUUGAUGAAUGGAAUGCUGGCGAGGAGUACUCUUUCAAAAUCGCCGGACAGGCAUACCACUCGGGAGGAAGUUGCCAGGCCAGUCUCUCAUACGACAACGGCACCACUUACAAGGUGAUUAAAUCCUAUGAGGGCAACUGCCCCCUCUCCAAUGGCGAGACCAGUUACAAGUUUGAAGUACCCUCGGACGCCCGCGACGGCGACUGCAUAUUCUCCUGGAGUUGGUUCAACAAGGUGGGAAACCGCGAGAUGUACCAGAACUGUGCCGUCGUCACCAUCAAGGCCGCUCAGGGCCGCAAGAAGCGUGGCACUGCCGUGUCCAUGAGCCAGCGUCCCGACAUGUUCGUCGCCAACGUUGGCAACGGCUGCUCGACUACCGGGGGAACCGACGUUGAAUUUCCCCAACCCGGCCCAGACGUUGACAGAGCCCAGGGCGCCAAGCUUCAAGGACCCUCUGGAGAAAAAUGCCAGAAGCCGGCUCCUGGCGGUGACAAGCCGACUGCGCCAUCACCCAGCGCCUCAUCUACGCCUGCUCCUACCAGUGUCAAGCCGACUAUCUCAUCUCCCAGCACGCCUGCUCCUACCAGUGACAAGCCGACUAUCCCAUCUCCCAGCACCCCGUCUAAGCCGGUUCCUGGUGGUGACAAGCCGACUUCUACUCCCUCCGAGCCCUCGCCUCCGUCCUGCACUGGCGGCAAGUUCCCCGACGAACAAAACAAGCCAGCUCAGCCUCCAUCCGGCAAUAACACCACGAGCGGCGUCACGAAGCCGACAAUGUCCCCGGCUCAUCCAUCUGGCGACGAGACCACUUCUGUGUCGGCCCCUCCCGUCCAGCCUGAGCCUACUUCUGUUCCCACUCCCGGCGGCGACAACGACGUCUGCACCCCAGGUGCCUUUGCCUGCGCUCCUAACAACUCGGGUUGGAGAGUCUGCGAUGGAAUACAGGGCUGGGUGCGACAUUUUGCCCUCAACCGACAGAUGGAGCCGCUCAACCAGCUCAAGCGUCGGUCGACCGACCUCUUCAAGCAAGCACAGCAGAACAUGGCGUCGCUCCCCAAGGGCAUCAACAUGGACAUGGCCGCCGUGCCCGGGCUGCCGCACCUGCAAAAGAAGCUGCCGUCCCUGUCGCAGCUCAGCUUCAAGAAUGGCGACGCCGCCGCGCAGGGAACGUGGCAGCGGAUCGACAUUCCAGCCCUGCCGCGGUCCUCGCACUCGGUCAAUGUCGUUUCCGGGAGCGCCUACAUCUUUGGCGGCGAGAUGGAGCCGCGACAACCAGUCGACAACGACAUGCACAUCAUUCGACUGCCGUCCAGCAGCGCCGGGGCCGACUACCACCGGGUCGAGGCCAGGGCGGCCGCGCCGGAGCAGACGACGACGAAUCUAGACGAGGCGGCCCUGGAAGAAGGAGGCGAAGAAGGGGAAGGGCCCGAGGGCAAGGGCAAGGAGACGGCGACGGACGCCAGGCCCGGGCUCGGCGGCUGGGCGCUGGGCGACACCUCCAGGACGGGCAUCCCGCAGGACCCCGUGGUGGGCUACGUGGCCGAGCAGGCCGUGGACCACGAGUCGGACGGCUACGGCACCCUCUUCGUGCACGCGGGCUGCCUCGCCGGCGGCGACCGCACGAGCGACCUCUGGGCCUUUGACGUGCGCUCGCGGACAUGGACCGAGCUGCCCGCCGCCCCGGGCCCGUCCCGCGGCGGCGCGGCCAUCUGCAUCUCCAAGAGCCGCCUCUUCCGCUUCGGCGGCCACGACGGCGAGUCCGAGGUCGGCGGCCGGCUCGACUUCCUGCACCUCGAGGUGGAAACCUUUGACGACGGCGCCUCCCGGGGCGAGGCCCUCACCGCCGGCGGCGGCAAGGAGCAUCUCGUGCUGGCCAUGGGCGAGCGCGCCCCCGGCGCCUUCUUGGACGACGUGUGGACCUUUGAGGUGCCCCCGCUGGGCAUGACCGCCGCCAGCUUCCGGGCCGCCUUCCUCCAGGCCGUGGGGAGGAGGACGGGCGAGGGGCGGUGGGAAAAGGUCAGCAUGGCCGAGUACGACGACGAGAGCGGCGACGGGGUGCCCGCCGCGAGGGGAUGGAUCGCGAGCGCGCCCCUGGCCGAUCUGGAGGAGAGGGGCAUCAUGAUUUGGGGCGGUUUGGGCGCCGAUAAUAAGACGAUGGGCGAUGGUUGGAUCCUCCGCCUUGGUAAGCGUGAUUGA
Molecule: messenger RNA, 2409 nt
Organism: Metarhizium acridum CQMa 102
Lineage: Eukaryota; Fungi; Ascomycota; Sordariomycetes; Hypocreales; Clavicipitaceae
Source: RefSeq, a predicted model, not a curated record